This is a messenger RNA of Ziziphus jujuba (common jujube), 2249 nucleotides long. RefSeq lists its product as uncharacterized. The transcript is spliced from 5 exons. Gene Ontology annotation, molecular function: antioxidant activity. Bases 881 to 2107 code for a protein of 408 amino acids. NCBI's taxonomy places the organism in Eukaryota, Viridiplantae, Streptophyta, Magnoliopsida, Rosales, Rhamnaceae. The record is from RefSeq and is a predicted model, not a curated record.
AUCAAAUAUAUUAGCUCAACCAUUAUCUUCUUGCCAAAUGGCAUGUCCUAAAAUUUAUUUAUUUAUUUUCUCUAUUGAUUUCAAAGCAUCUUUUGACUUUAUAAUGCUAUAAGAUAAGAUAUUUGUACAUAGUUUUUGUAUUCUGGACUCAAUUUGUGUCCUUCUUCCUGUCUUUAUGUCAUUUGAUUCACAUAUUUGUCCUUUUCUAUUGUAUGGACAAGGGCAUUAAAGCCUAUAACCUAUUUUUUAAAUCAUCUCUAUACAGUUAGGAUCUUCCAUUCCAUCUGUCUAAGGAGAAUAAUAAAAUGCUGUAGGACACCAAAACCAGUCCACUUUAUUCCCAUAGAAUCUUAGAGCAAAGAAAUAACCUAAAAAACAGAAGGAGAAAAACAAAAAAGAAAAAAGAAAAAAAGAAAAAAAGAAAAAAAGAAAAAAAGAAAAAAAAAAAAAGAUACAAAGAUUACUUUUUCAAAUGCAUAAUCAAGCCAUAAGAACCAGUCGCCUCAAUUUCUCCUAGGACAUUCAAAAGACCAAGUUAUAAGCAGACUUUCAUGACCCAGUUUACACAUUAAUAAUAUGAAUCAAUUCCAAUUUGAUGUUUAUCAUCAUAAAAUAAUGCAUGUGAAUUGGUUGAAUGGUCCCAAUCAAGAAAACAUAUAGAAAUUAAACUGUUAUAUCAUUGAUAUUGCCGAAUAAGGUGAAUAUUUUUCUAAAAAAUUCAUUAUUUUAAUGCACUAAAGGCCUUUUCUAUGUCUUAGUAGUUGGCCGUAACGCCAAUAAAGUUGAUAUAUUUGUGUGCUUUGUGUGUACUUGUAGUAUAUGCAGAUCUGUCCCAGGAACGAGACUUAUUCAUUUGAAACACUAUCUGCUUUGAAAUAAAAUGGCCUCUUUUUCAGUGGAAGAAUUUGUUGGGAAUGGAGUUCUGAAAGGACUGCUUCCAAAACUGUUAGAAGAAGGCUGGGAUGAUGUGCCAACCUUGAAGAUCAUGAACUCAGAAGACAUGAAUGCAAUAAACAUGACUCAAGAACAAAAGGAUGCACUGGAAAUCAGGGCAUACCUGCAUGAACGUUCUCUGAUGCAAUAUGGAGAUAAGUUUGAAUCCUCUGGGAAGUCUCUGCCUGAGCUUCUCAGCUUAAGCAGUGGAGAUCUGUCCUCCCAAUUUGGUAUGAAGAGAGGCCAUAUCGCCCGUUUUAUGGAUAGAACAAGUGCAUGUGCAGACACCUUACCCAAAUCGAAUGCUCCCCCCUCAACAAAGUUAACCAGCAGACCUUCAAGAAACAACAGCAUCUAUAAAAGUUAUGAUUUUGUCUCCCAAAAGAUACAAAGUAGAACAAAAUCAAUUAUAAGAAGUAAUACAAGUGAAAAAUCACUUGAACAAUCUUUAGCAGAUUUUAAGAUUAAAGAUGGAUACACCUUCAAAGGGAUUGUUGCUGCCGAACCAGCCGAGAGUAGAUGUGGCUGCAUAAAGGCUCCUCCUAUAGUUGAUAAAGUUGCUCCAUAUUCUGCAAUUGAAAACAUCUCAGUUCAGAAAUUAACUCCUGAGUACAAGGUUGGGGUAGAGAGUUUAGUGAAAUCCAAGGCACCUCCUAUGAAAGCUUCAGAAUUAUGGCGAGAAAAACCGGCUGUGCUCGUUUGCAUUCGACGUCCUGGGUGCAUCAUGUGCAGAGCUGAAGCUCACCAGCUAUAUGCCAAGAAACCCAUAUUUGAUGCACUGGGAGUUCAAUUAAUAGCAGUGCUUCAUGAGAACAUAGAUUCAGAGGUAAAAGACUUCUGGCCACGAUACUGGGGUGGUGCUGUAAUAUUUGAUCGAGGUAUGGGAUUCUUCAAAGCCCUUGGUGGUGGGGAACUGCUAAAGGAGAAGUUCCUAUCAGGAUUCAUUUUCAACCCCCGAGCUAUAGCAAAUUACAGGCGUGCGAAAGCCAUGGGAAUAAAGCAAAACUUCAAAGGAGAAGGUGAAAUUAAAGGUGGACUUUUUAUAAUGGGGAAUGGAAAGAGUGGCAUCGCUUACCAGUUUAUUGAGAGGAAUUUUGGUGAUUGGGCACCUCUAGCUGAAGUCAUAGAGAUUUGUACAAAGUUGCAGAACCCACAUCAAGGUCAAGGGGUGUGACAUUAUAAUGCAGAGGGAAAUUUGAAAAUUAAUUCUCUAUUUUGUAUGUAUUUUAAAUUCAAAAUCCUUACACUUCUAUACAUUUGUCAGCUUGCACUGAGAAUUUUGUAAUAAAUUCAUUUAAGAGGUCCAAUACUCUUCA